AUGUUAGUUGUUGCAUUCCUCUUGCGGAUUUUAUCUGCGAUAGGAGGGAUGAUGAUGGUGGUACCACAGACAGAGUUGGAAGGUAAUCAAGAAGACAAAACUAGACGAAAUGAAAAAAUAGUCGAAAAGGCAGCUCAAAUACAUGUAGUUGUAGCAAGUCUAUCAAUAACAGUUACCUUCACAACUGGUUUCACUUUCCCAGGAGGCUUUGAGAGCGAUACUGAGAGCCCUAAUAAAGGGAUGGCGAUUCUAUUAAAAAGAACAUCAUUCUGUGCAUUUGUUAUUCAGAUGCCAUCACCUUUCUGUGCUCCUCAGCUUCUAGUGAUGUCAGCAUUUGUAAUUGCAUUUGCAAUUGGUAUGCAAGUUACUUUAGCACAUUCAGUUGGUCUAGCCAUUGCUAUAUGUGUCAUUGGCUGCAUCUCUUUCGUUAUGUUUUGCUCGGUUAUGCUUCUUCUUUGUGGAAAUAGGCCUAGAGAAAGAACUUGA
Molecule: messenger RNA, 486 nt
Organism: Solanum verrucosum
Lineage: Eukaryota; Viridiplantae; Streptophyta; Magnoliopsida; Solanales; Solanaceae
Exons: 2
Coding region: 1-486 (161 amino acids)
Cellular component (GO): plasma membrane
Molecular function (GO): protein phosphatase regulator activity; protein phosphatase 1 binding
Source: RefSeq, a predicted model, not a curated record